AGUCUGCAAUAGAAUAAAAGCAAAGUUGUCUAUGCAUUUUUUUUGAUUGGUCAGUCGACGAGCGUUCGUUCAUCUAAAUACGCUUUCAAACCAAAAUGGAGGAUUUGUCGGUCGAGGUGUACGGUGAAAAUGGUGCUUAUUAUAAGGCCACUGUCACCGACGUGCUCGACAACGAGGUUCUUGUAGCCUUUGAAAAUGACUGGCAGCCAGAAUCCAAAUUUCCUUUCUCACAAGUGUUCUUGCCGCCCAAGGACACGGGAAAACACACAGAGUUUGUGGAAAAUCAGGAAGUUGAGGUGUUUGCCCGUUCCAAUGAGAAGGAAGCAUGCGGCUGGUGGACGGCCAAUAUCAAGAUGAUGAGGGGGGACUUCUUGGUGAUAGAAUAUUUAGAAUGGGACAACUGCUACACAGAAAUAGUGCCAAAGGACCGUCUCCGAGUCAAGACCCCCAAAACCCCCAUCGACAAAACCACCUUCCACAAGUUCGAGAUACCGGUCCCUGAAGAUCUCAAAGACUACCUGCACGAGAUCCACAGCGCUAAGGUGGAGAACGCGCACAAGGAGUUCCAGAAGGCGAUCGGCGCCGCGCUCGUGUGGUACGUGCCCGAGCGGGGCGCGCUGGCCGUGCUCGCGCGCGGCGACUCCAGCCAGCGCCGGGCGCUCAUGCUGCAGGAGAUGCACUUCCGAAAUCUAACGCAGAAGUUGUUAUUGCUGAAAAAGACUGAAGAGGCAGCUAGACAGUUGGAGUCCACCAAAAUACACAACCAAGGAGGUAGCUUGGCGGGCGGCAGGUACUCGGAUGAGUUCAGCGUGCGCGAGGACCUCAUGGGGCUCGCCAUCGGCACGCACGGCGCCAACAUCCAGCUCGCGCGGAAGGUGCCCGGCGUCUCCAACAUCGAGCUCGAGGAGUGCUCCUGCACCUUCAAGAUCUGUGGCGAGACUAUGGAGGCGGUGCGCGGCGCGCGCGCGCUGCUGGAGUACGCGGAGGAGUCCAUCAAGGUGCCGCGCGCGCUCGUGGGCAAGGUCAUCGGCAAGAACGGCAAGGUCAUCCAGGAGAUCGUCGACAAGAGCGGCGUCGUGCGUGUGAAGGUGGAGGGCGACAACGAGCCGGCGCCGGUGGGGCCGCGCGAGGAGGGCGUGGUGCCGUUCGUGUUCGUCGGCACGCGCGAGAACAUCGUCAACGCGCAGGUGCUCGUCGAGUACCACGUCGCGCACCUUAAGGAGGUGGAACAGUUGCGCGCCGAGAAGCACGAGAUCGACCAGCAGCUGCGCUCGGUGAUCGGCGGCACGUCCACGUCGUACCCGCCGCCGCGGGGCCACCCCGCCGCGCGCGCGCGCCGCCGCCCGCCGCCGCAGCGCUACCCGCCGGGUGGUCGCCGUAUGACGCCUGAGCUGGGCGACGAGCGCGGCGAGGGCAGCUACCGGGGCGGUCGCGGCGGCCGCGGUGCGCGCUCCAACCGAUCGAGCGAGCGCGGCGACGCCCGGCGCGGGGAUCGCGGCGAGCGGGGUGAGCGGGGCGAGCGAGGCGAGCGGCCGGAGCGGGGCGAGCGGCCGGAGCGGGGCGAGCGCGGCGAGCGGCCCGAGCGCGCGCCGCUGGAGAACGGCCGCGCGCACCCGCCGCGCGCGCCCAACGCCAACCUUGGCCGGCGGCGCGAUGACCGGCGGCGACAGACGGACGACGAGAGCUCCGUGCUGGACUCGCAGGACGUGUCCAGCGCUGACCGAGAGUCCGCGUCGUCGGAGGAGCGCGUCGCGGCCGGCGAGGCGCGCCGCCGCCGCAGGAGGAGGACAGGAGGCGGGUGGAAGAACGGUUCCGGCGCAGCGGCCGGUGCGGGUGCGGGUGCGGGUGCGGGAGGGGCGGGCGGGGCGGCCGGGGCGGGCGGCGCGACGGGCGCGAGCAACGGCUCGACGGGCGGCGCCGGCAAGCGGCGCUCGCCGCUGGCCAAGCCCAAGCUGGAGGCCAAGCUCGAGCCCGUGCUGAACGGCACCGCGUAGGCUCGCCCCGGCCCCGGCGCCCGGCGCCCGGCGCCCUCGUCUGUUCCGAGCCGAGCGCCCGCUCCGCUCUCCGCGCGCCUCCACCCGAGAGCCGCGGCCUGGACCCGACUGCCCUGACUUGACGCCGACGCUCUGACGCGAGAUAUUAUAUCCUAACGUAACCUAACGUAACGUAACUUGUAUCGUGCCGAGACCCCGCGAGCCCCGGCUCCGCGAGCCGCACGGUUUAGUUUGUCCGCGUGCCGUCCCCGGACGCCCGCUCGACUCGUAUUUAAUCGAUAGAGUAGCGCCGCAGCGCACUUUGUAUGUUUUUUUGACGCCUGCGCGUGUAUUUAUGUGUGAGCGCGACCGCCGGAGUCGCGCGCCGCCGGAGUCGCGCGCCCGCGCGGCCGCCGGCCCCGCCCCCGCCCCCGCCGGGAGGCCGCGGGGCCGGAGGCCGCGGCGAGGCCGGCACUAGACUUACUCGUAUUAUGCUUUUAUAAGAGAUUCGUGAUUUGUACUCCUGGUUAUCGAUAAUAUGGAAAAUUAAUGAUGUGUACGUCGCUCCCCGGACGAUUCGCGCCGAUCGCGGCCUUUCGGUACCUUUAUGGGAGAUCGGAUCAGCAGUACAUACGUGUGUCGUAGCCUGUACUCUGUGGUUAUGUGAUUUCCUAUAAAAUAAAACAUUUCUGUACAUAUUUUCAA
This is a messenger RNA of Cydia splendana, 2678 nucleotides long. It is a transcript of the gene Fmr1, whose product is annotated as RNA-binding protein FXR1. The transcript has 15 exons. Gene Ontology annotation, molecular function: translation regulator activity; protein homodimerization activity; mRNA 3'-UTR binding. Gene Ontology annotation, cellular component: postsynaptic density; membrane; nucleus. NCBI's taxonomy places the organism in Eukaryota, Metazoa, Arthropoda, Insecta, Lepidoptera, Tortricidae. The coding region runs from base 96 to 1994 and encodes 632 amino acids. Gene Ontology annotation, biological process: regulation of dendritic spine development; positive regulation of translation; regulation of modification of synaptic structure. The record is from RefSeq and is a predicted model, not a curated record.